CCGGAGAGAGGCGCGGGGCCAGCGUUGGGAGCAGGGCCGGGCCGUCGGCCCGCCGCGGCCGAGACGAUGAACGUGCGGGGCCCGGGGCGGCGGGGGCCGCCAUGGCCGCUGCUGCUGCUGCUGCUGCUGCUCCUGCUGCUGCUGCUCCUGCUGCUGCCGCCGCCGCCGGGGGCCGAGGCGGCGCGGACCCGCAACGCCGACAAGCCCAACAGCUUCCGCAGGGCCGCCAGCGGCCUCUACCACGGCCUCACCGGCCUCUGCGGCGAGGACAACGUGCGCGCCCUGCACAAGUUUUUCUCCAGAUUGACAGAGAGGUUUGUGUAUGGAGUGGAUGUGUUAGUAGACACUCUCUGGAGAAUAUGGACUGAUCUCCUGGAUGUCCUGGGCAUUGAUGCCUCCAACGUAGCCCAUUAUUUCAGCCCCGCUGCUGUGGCCAACAACCCCACUCGAGCGCUUCUGUUGGUCGGUGCAGUCCUCUUGGCCUACUGGUUCUUGUCUCUUUUCCUUGGAUUUUUUUUCUAUCUCUUGCAUGUUCUGUUUGGCCGUCUCUUCUGGAUUGUGAGGGUUGGCCUGUUCGCCCUCUCCUGUGUGUAUAUCCUCCAGAAGUACGAAGGAGAGCCAGAGCAUGCGGUCUUGCCUCUCUGCUUCGUCGUCGCCGUCUACUUCAUGACUGGCCCGGUAGGGUUUUAUUGGAGGAGAAGCAACAGCCACAGCCUGGAAGACAAGAUCGACCAUCUCGAUAGCCAGAUCAGACUACUCAACAUUCGCCUCACUAGAGUACUAGAAAGCAUCGAUCGAGCCAAUGACAAAUGAAGUAGGAUAAAAUCUUGCUUUUCACCAGCUCCCUAGAAAGUCCUUAAAGCACUCGUUCUAAAAAUUACAAAGCAACAAAAUGGUGCACUGUAAGGAUGUGCAACUCUUACAUUUUUAGGAUGCGUAGUGAGAAGAUGAAAAAUAGUUUAUGCACUCUGAGAACCAUUGCAGUUAUGAUUUGUAAAAGAAUAUAAUCACCAUAACCAUACAUUAGAAAUAUGUCCAUAAGUAGAGCAUAAAAUUGCUUUUUUCAUGCAUUUAAAACCAUCUUUUGUAAAGUUUUUAUAAAGGCAAAUUAAGUUAUCUAUUAAAACAAUUGAAAGUAAGGUCUUUUAGGAAAGCUUUAUCACAAAAAUAUUCCUUUUGAUUCCUCUAAAAAAAUGGAUUGUGGGGUCACACGUGAAUGUUACUUUUCACAUUCCCAGACCAAUUUUUUAGUUGUCUGUUGACUUAUUAAGUUGUGUAAUGUUGUAGCUUCAUGCCUUAGUAAAUGAGAAAUUUUACUGACCCCAAACAACCAAGUGUAACGUCCUGUUCUUUAAGGUAAGGGUGAUUUCUCUCCUACCAGCCUCCCUUUGGGUUCCCUUGUAAAUGAAGAAUUGAGACACCGAAGUUGGUCUAAAACAAGUGGUUUGCUCUUUAAUUUGGAACUCGGUCAACCAGGAAUUUUCCCCCAGGGGGUAUUUUACAAAGAACAACAAUGCUAAGGUCAGGCCCAGAAAUGCCAGCCUAUUCUGCAAAGGAAGGAACUAGGUUUUUGUUACUCAGGUCCCACGUAGAUCCUCAUAAAAGAAAAUAGCAGCAGCUAAAAUGGUUGCAAGUCUAUUGUUGCUUAAACCACUCUCAGGACCAAUAAGCAGCAAUAAAGAAUUAUUACUUUCAGGAAGAAGUGGAUUUUAUUCCCAAAAGUUUCAUAAAAAGAUUCCUUAGGUGCUUUUUGCUUCGAGUCCAUUGUGCCCUCAUUUCAGAUGAUCUUUGAGGGAGUCAGUCCUGGAAUGCAUGAAACUGAGUCAGAGAGAUCAGCGAUGUAAACUGUAAAGGUGACUUUGCGGAGCUCGACGAGGCACUGCGUUUUGUCCAGUGGUUCCAGAAACGGGACUUGCCUUAGGUCCUGUGCUCUGGUUCUGCACUGACCCCUCUUUGUUAGCUUUGGCGAAAUGCACAGCAGAUGAAGGCAAACCUCAGGGAAGUAAAUUUGUGAGAGCAUUGAGCUUUUGUAGUCCAUUUUCAGUGUUCUGUGUCACGCAGGUCCAGCUCCCCAGGUGCUCCAAAAUCCCUUCAAAGGUUCGGGGUUAAAAUCAGAUUGGCCUACAGUCCGAACCGAAGGGAGGCAAGAAAUGCAAUUACUUCCCAGAUGCAAUUGUUGGUUGGGAAUGACUGGGGUUUAAACCGUUGUCUGGCAUCCUUCCAUGUGUUUCUUUUCAUUACGGGUUUGGAAAACAGAAACAGACAUUUUUGAGGAUUUUGAGAUUUAUUUGUAAGGCGCACACUGUGGAAUGCUGCUUUGAUCUGCUUUUCGAAACCUGUUACCUAGGAUUUACUUAGUAAAUCCGUAUUUAAGGGCAUUUGAAGCUUAUUUCGAGCCGUCUGUAUUGAAAUGGUUCCAGUUGUGUCAGUAGAGACUUGCGGGCUAUGUAAUGUAUUUUUAGCACAAUAUAUAUCAGAACAGCUCUUAGGGGCCAUUUGAGGUCCCUCUUGCUGCCAUCAAGCACAUUUAAAUACCAAAAAUUGCUUUGAACCUGUAGCUGGGGAAAAACCUCUUUUCUCUCUAGAAAGUUAAAAUGUUUCUUUGGUCGUUUUCUCCUCCCCUCAGAAUACUCAAAAGUGAAGGAUCAUCUGAAAACUUUUCAAAUUGUAGAAGUCAUUUAAGAGGCUGGUUUCCCUGAAUCUAGACCACAACCUUUCCUUCCCCGACCCCUCCUCUCCCUCUUUUAAAUUUAAGGGAUAUGGGCACAGAAGUAGCCUGAAAAAGAAGAGCAGGUUUGCUUUGGAGCACAUUGAGGGAAAUUUGAUGGACGAUUGCGCCCAUCUAUUUGAUUCCAAAAGCAUCCACUAAAAUAGGAGCAGACCCUGCUUCUCACACUCCGGCUUGAUUUUCUCUAGGAGCUUCUUAUUUACGUUUGGUAUUCUAUUUAAUGUAGUAAGUGAAAAGAUCUUUCUGUUUUGAGAAAUGUGCAUUUAAUGGUAAUGCCAAAAAGGAGAAAAUUACUUGAGAUUCUACUGAUCACAGAUGUUAUUCCCUGAAAAACAACCCACUUUACAAUCCUGUAUAAAUUGGACAGUGUAUUUAGACAUAUUUUUUCCCCACAAAACUUUUGUAAUGACAUUUUUCAGCCUGGGGUGGAUCUCUUAUUGAGUGACCAUUUUUUCCACCUUUUAAUUUGCUUAGCUCUUUUGUAUGUGGAAAAAUAUAUUUUUGUACCAUAGCUCAUAUCUUGAAAAGUGUUUUGUAUAUCUUCAGAGCCACAGACUAUAUUAUAGUAAUACUUUAUGUGGUGCAUAAAAGUACAAAUAUGCUAUGAUUAAGACAACUACAAAUACAUGAGUAACACUAUAAAACCUGACCAUUAAUCAGUGUUAAUUUUCCUCAUAUUUCAAUAAAUCAGUGGCUGACGAUGCUACCGAGAUUGGGUUACAUUUGGGAAAGGAUAGAACAUUUAUCUUCAAAUGAAUCUUUUUUCUCCCCGCCCAAAGUUGCCAUGCUGAAUGCCCAUUUUGGGACUGGAUGUAUUAGGCAAAAAAGAUUUGACGCCUUGCAUUUUGUAUGCCUUAUAUCCAUGAUCUUAGCGUCAUUCUUAUCUUGUAAAUAUGCUAAAAUAUAUUUUUCCAUACAAAGCUGUAGUGCCCAAUCUCUUGCCUCUUCUGUCCCUGGCUUCACUCCUGUUCAUUUUGUGGUGGAGGCAGGCAGAUGUAUCUGCCGUCUUAAAGGAUAAUUUAGCGAGAGCUGACCUUGCCUUCUUUAGCUAGAGGUAGCCUUUCCAAUUUUCCCUGCCAAUCCCCUGUAUUAAAGCAGCUGCUCGAAAGUGACAUCGUGCUUACUGAUUGACACCUGAUGAUUUAUGACUCCAAAUCGUCUGACAACCGGAAAUUCAACUACUGUCCGUAGUAUUCAAGAGCAUUAUAUUGGCCCUCUGAGUCAGUUCUCUUGUGCUGUGGUGUGCAUUUUAAUAUGUCACGGUCCUACAAACCUACACUGCUCUUAGAAAAUAGAACUGUAUCUUACUCCGAAUCGAAUACUCUUAAAAUUGAUAUUGGAUGUCCAUCAGUACAGUGUUUAGCAUAAAUGAACGUAAAUAUUGCAUUUCUCUGAUUGUGUUUUGCUAUGAAAAUGAACUGUUGGUGCAUUGUUAUGUGGAAAAUAGAUCAGUACCAAUUUUAGCUUUUUGAUGGUGUAAAUGUUUCUGAACGUGGUUUGCAACACAUACCAGCUGACGCUGUAUGGCAGCUAAUGGAGUUAUUGACCAUGAGUUCUUCUGUCUUUUUGCAAAUAGGAAAGUUUUCUGUAGUGUCAAUUUAAAACAGCAUGUGUUGAAAAUAUUCGAAUAGUUCCACUGAACUCUUGUGGUGGCGAUUAGCAAAUUAAAAAAAACCCCAAUACUGAACUUUUAAAACUGGAAAUCAUAUUUGCUAGUUUGGCACCAGUUAUCAGCACUGAUAGUGAUUUUACAUCAUAUUUUGUACAUUAGAUUUCAAGGUUAGUAGAAUUUAAGUUAGUAAAAAUUGUGUUUUUAUGUUUAAUUUGAAGACAGUGGUGUAUGUACCAUGAAGACUUGGUAAAACAACCAAAUUCUACCACUGUAAUAUUGUCAGGUAAUCGUUACUAUGUCAGACUUAUUUUUACAAAGGUGUAAAUAUACAUUCCUUAAUUAGAUGAUCACCAGCUUGUUGUGUGAUGUAGUGAAAUACUUGUAGAUGGAUUUCAGAACUGAAAUAAGGUAUUGUCAAAAUUAAAGCUUAAUAAACAUUUACUGUAAUUUUGGUGAAAGGA
Molecule: messenger RNA, 4801 nt
Organism: Ornithorhynchus anatinus (platypus)
Lineage: Eukaryota; Metazoa; Chordata; Mammalia; Monotremata; Ornithorhynchidae
Gene: BRI3BP
Product: BRI3 binding protein
Exons: 3
Coding region: 67-813 (248 amino acids)
Cellular component (GO): mitochondrion
Source: RefSeq, a predicted model, not a curated record